Messenger RNA from Suillus subalutaceus, 1491 nucleotides. RefSeq lists its product as uncharacterized. Lineage: Eukaryota; Fungi; Basidiomycota; Agaricomycetes; Boletales; Suillaceae. The transcript is spliced from 2 exons. The record is from RefSeq and is a predicted model, not a curated record. The coding region runs from base 1 to 1491 and encodes 496 amino acids.
AUGAGCGCCUCUGCUGCUGCAACAGGCAGCCGUGACCUCAAAGAUCUUGUUGAAGAAGAAUUCAAUGAAUAUAUCACCAAUGAGAUGCCCAUUCGUCUACUUCAUAUCACCGAAGAGGAUGAAAAGAUAAAGUUUCAACUCGUGGACAGAGAUUUCGUCAGGAAGCACUUCAAAGAGAAAAUGGUCCCCAACAACAUUCUCGCCGAUUUUGCUGAAAAGAGGAUCGUGGACGGGGAGGAAAAGGGGGAGCGUAUCAGAGAGCGCGUGAAGAAGGAACUCAAAUAUGCUGUCCUCUCGCAUAGAUGGUUGCCGGACAAUCAAGAGCCUCUAUAUCACCAGAUGUCGAAGGACCCGAAGGAAGUCGCUGAUGGGCCAGGAUGGAAGAAGCUUCAACGCUUUUGCCGCACAGCGAAGGUUGUCCACAACUGCGAAUUCGCUUGGUCCGACACGUGCUGCAUAGACAAGCAAGCAGCUCAGAAUUGGAUGAAUCCAUCCGCUCCAUGUUUCGCUGACCUCGCAGCUCUCCAACUGCAAGAGAAGGGCAAAAGUGGUGAAAAGGCAGUCGAUGCGUGGUUCGAGAGAGGAUGGACGCUUCAAGAGCUCAUUGCUCCGUUACAAAUCAAAUUCUAUGGAAAAAACUGGACGCCCCUCAUCCAAGGCUCUACGAACGACAGAAACAACAGAAACAGCAAGGUCAUCAUGAAAAAGAUAUCAACGCUGACGGACAUACAUAUGGAUGACCUUGAAUCAUUCACUCCUGGCAUCGACAGAGUGCCAGAAAAAAUGUUGUGGGCAUCCAGGAGGCGAACGACUCGCAUCGAAGAUGUCGCGUACUCCCUUAUCGGAAUAUUCGAUAUCAGCCUCAUGAUCGCAUACGGCGAAGGCAACAGAGCUUUCUUCCGUCUCAUGGAGGAGGUAAUAAAGAGAUACGAUAAAUGGGACGUGUUUUUAUGGAGCGGUCGUUGUUCCCGCUAUAACGCGGCCCUCCCGGAUGCGCCGCACUCCUAUGCUGCGGGAUGUAUCAAAACACUCCGCCACUCAGUUGAGCGGGCCGCAGGCUACGAGUUUGGAGAUAGGCGCUUUGCCUUGACCAAUCACGGACUCGAAAUUUGGGUGCUCCUACUGGAGGUCGAGUUAGCGGGCAUCAGUGAAGAGUCGCCUGACUCGAGAUGUCUUUCGUUCAAGCAUGAUCACUUUAAGGUGAAGGUGAGGCACAUUGGCCCAAAGCCUCACGAUAGGAGGUGGGCAAUAGGUGUCCUGGACUAUUCCAUAGAUGGUGAGGGAGGGUACAUCGACAGGUCGCCGACCCGGGAGAGCCAAUUUAACGUGGAAAGCCCACAUACCACGUUCUUGCUGUCGUGCUCGAAUGAACAUGCAUCUACUCGUAUACCAGCAACUACAAAGUGGAAGAAGGAGAUGACAAAGGAAGUUGUUAGAAUUCAUUCUCUGCGGGACCACGUAGGAGAAGGUCCGACUCUGUUGUACCUUUAG